AUGUGCUCCAGCCGCAAGAUUCUGUGGAGCCUGCUCCUGCUGUCCGUGGUGGAGGUGGGCCUGGGUGUGGCGAGCAUCGUCCUGGGAGCUGUGGGCAUUAGCUGGGUCCGGGGUGAUCGUAAACCGCAGCAGGGAGACGCUUCUCCCGUCUGGAGUGGACUCUGUUUUCUGGUCUGUGGGAUGUGUGGAGUGCUGUGUGCUCGAAAAAGGACAGGCCUUAUUAUGAUCCUCUUUUCAGCAUGCUGCAUCUGUGGCCUCAUUGGUGGGAUCUUAAACGUCCAGUUUGUUCGGGCACUGAACAAACGGCCAGACAAGAUGCAAUCAAUCCACCUGGCUGCAAUGACUCUGGCCUGUCUAGGGAUCUCGUCCUGUACAUUAUCCACGUGGCUAACCUGUCGCCUGGCAAGCUCUGAGCAGCAGAGGAUGUUCUUGGAGAGGGAACACUCACUGCAUCAUUCCCAUGAGAUGACUGAGAAGGAGGUCCUGGACAACUCCAGUAAUGGUAUUCCUCAGAUCUCCUACAAUGGACACACCGCGGCAUCUCCUUGAUGAAGUCUCACCAGAAGGUGACUUGCAC
This is a messenger RNA of Archocentrus centrarchus (flier cichlid), 577 nucleotides long. RefSeq names its product transmembrane protein 196-like. The transcript is spliced from 5 exons. The record is from RefSeq and is a predicted model, not a curated record. Lineage: Eukaryota; Metazoa; Chordata; Actinopteri; Cichliformes; Cichlidae. Bases 1 to 549 code for a protein of 182 amino acids.